This is a messenger RNA of Vollenhovia emeryi, 2345 nucleotides long. RefSeq lists its product as uncharacterized. Lineage: Eukaryota; Metazoa; Arthropoda; Insecta; Hymenoptera; Formicidae. Gene Ontology annotation, molecular function: protein binding. Bases 85 to 1581 code for a protein of 498 amino acids. The transcript is spliced from 6 exons. The record is from RefSeq and is a predicted model, not a curated record.
UUUUUAGCAAUAUCGCGUAUAAAUACUCCGCCGCGAAGACACGUUAUUUCAACGCAACGCCGAUGAGCAGCGAUCGGGUCGAAGAUGAGCAAGGGCUGCUGGAAAUUCGACGAGGAGGACAAAGCCUUGUACAUAGAUCUGGAGGAGGACACGGAGGAGGAUAAGCUGCGCAGGGAGUACAGCGCCUGGGACCAGAUACCCGACAUCCUGCUGGAGGAGAUCUUCUCGCACCUGACGAUCCGCGAGCGCUACUAUGCGUCCCUGGUGUGCCGGUCGUGGUAUCGCGCCUUCAAGCUGCGCAACGUCUGGUCCACGUUCACCCUGGAGGACACCACCCUGACGCGGGGCAAGUUCAACUACUACAGCGGCUGGCAGUACGUCCUGGAUCACAUCAGGGCGUCCACCUGCCUGAACAAGGUCGGCAGGCACUUCCGCACGCUCGUGUUCGAGCCCAUGCUCAAUUUCUACAAUCUCUACGAGUUCAUGAACAUGAUUUCGUGGUACGCCGAGCGGCAGGGCUCGGACAACACGUCCGUGGCCGGCGUGGGUACCUACGUGCGCCGGCUCAAGUUCACCUUCCCCUGCAACAUGGCCAACCGGGACGAUCCGGAUCGCAUCAGGGUCUUCGGCACCGGCGGCAAGCUGCUGGAGGCCCUCAAGAGGCUCAUGGCGAACCUGCAGAAUCUCAGAUGCCUGGAGCUGAUAGAUCUGAUGCUCGAGAGCAACGAAGCGCUGCACCUGAUGGACGACAUCUGCGUCAAUUGCACGCAGACCCUCUCGAAAUUGAUACUGAUCAACACCACGCGUUACAAUUGCCCGCUGUUGCACGUGGGUGUAUUCGUUAAUUUGAACGUCCUGGUUAUCAGCCCCCAAAACUUGCACGAAGACGUGAUAGAGCUGAUAGGCUACACAAAAUUGCGGCACCUUCAUAUUCUGCAAAAUCGAUAUAGUACAAAGGACACUACUAUAAGAUUGCCAAAGAGGUCGUCUUGGGUAAAGAUGAGGGCGAACAAUCCCUACUUGAAGGUGCACUUUGAGAUAGAGAGUCACAAAGCCACGGAUAUUCUUUUGCCUAUCGAUUUAUUGGAGCACAGCGUCAUACCGUGUCACAGUAUAGUAUUGGAUAAUCCGAAUACCCAAGUCUCGCCCUCCAUGGUGUUCCACGGAACGUUCUUCGAGUCGACGAUACGGGUGUACGCUUUCAAGGGAAUGACGAGGUACCAUCUGCACAGGAGCUUCGCCAAGAGGCUGGACGAGUCGUUAGUGCAAUUCUGCCGAAUGUGCCCGAACCUGCAUACACUGAUGAUCCGAGAUAAGAUAUCGACCGCCACGAUCUUGGAGAUUGUCUCCACCGCGAAAUGCUUACGCUGUUUAUACGUUCGGCGAAACGUAGUCCUCAAGAGAUUCGACAGAGCCUGGUCGGAAAUGAUGGAUAGCUCGUCCGAGUAUUACCAGUGGAUCAAGGUAAAUAGCCAUAGCUACGAGAACACGGAAAGAGAAGUGUCCAGAAUAUUGGGCUAUCGAUGGCACAUGCUGUCCGAGAAAGAAUUUAAGGCGCAGGUAGUCAAUUUACACACAUAGGCCGCUUACGAAGCGACUUAUACGUGUUGCAGUAAAGUCAGUAGUUGUAUGCAUUUAUUAGUAAAUAUACGCAUUAUCGAAAAAUUCAUCGAUAUUUGAAAGUAGCAAAAAUGUAUACAAACUGUUCAAAGUGUUAUUUUAGCUUACCGUAUGGUCAAAUGAAAAUUUAUAUCUUAUUAAAUAACUAAAAGCUGAACUUGUAUUUGCUAAUAAGAGCAUACAAUAAAGGUUCUUCGUUGCAACGUGCAAAUAGGAAUUCGCCUCUAUUUUUAGUUCUGAAAUCUUUUUAUAUAAUUAUAUAUAUUAAUUUAUUAUAUUUAUAUACAUUAUGUAUAAUGAAAUGAGGCUGUAGAUUGGUUGUCAUGACUGUACGCUUAAUAUUAGUGGUAAGUCCUGUAAUUACAUGCAAUUGUUACUUUUACGUACCACUAUAUUGUAGUCGUGAUUGUAAAAGUUGCGGAUAUAUCGAAAGAGAUUGAAAUGUACUUAAUCUAAAUGCCGUUAGACGAUUUUGCGAUUGUUGUAUUAUGCUUUCUUUUUUAACGGAAAUGACUGUGAUCGACAUUGUUAACCGCCGAAGAUGAAGGGAUAGGCAAUCUGUUAGACACUCGUUGGACUGUUCUCUACAGAGAAAGAUAUAAUAAAACAUAAACUUUGCUGACGUUUAUCUUUAUAUAAUCUACAGUUUAGUUUACUUGAAUACAUCAUUACAACUUACAUGUAAUUAUGUACAGUGCUAAUAAAUAUUUCGUACAUCUUGUGUA